ACCAUCAGACAGAAGUCAGCAGACCUGACAAGAGGCACCAAGAGAUCUGAAAAAUAUAUCUGCUUACCAACUAAACCACUUCAACCCUCCUAAGAUGAAGACAUUCAGUGUUGCAGUUGCAGUGGCCGUCGUGCUCGCCUUCAUUUGCACUCAGGAGAGCUCUGCCUUACCCGUCACUGGAGUAGAAGAGCUGGUGGAGUUAGUGAGCAGUGAUGAUCCAGUUGCUGAUCAUCAAGAGUUGCCAGUAGAAUUGGGGGAGAGGCUGCUAAACAUCAGGAAGAAGCGUGCACCUGCUAAAUGCACUCCUUACUGCUACCCGACUCGUGACGGUGUCUUCUGCGGAGUCCGCUGUGACUUCUAAUGAUUUCUGCCCCAGGAUUAGACUUCCACAACCCCCACUAAAUAUUUACUUGUUACACAUUUUCUCUAACAGCAAUUUUACCAUUUUAGUUGUACUUGUGGCUCCUGUAAAUGUGAGGAUGUGACUGCAUUUGGUCAUGCUGUCAUUCAUAUAUGCUCAGUGAUGUGACUGCAUCAUUAAAUGUCUGCACUAGUGUAAUUUUCAUUCUCACAUACUGUGUGAACAUAUUCUUUUUACAAUGAUAACAUUAACACGAUGUAUGUUUGCUCUUAAAACGUGGUGUCAGUUAUGAAAGUGAAUUUAUCUUUUAACUGAGUCAAAUUAAUCUUCCAGCUUAAGCAUUUAUUUUACACAUAAAACAGAAAACCGCAUCACAAGGGACCAUGGACCUGUGUAAACUAGGGGUAGGAAUCACCAAAGGAUCUACAAUAUGAUAUUAUCACGAUACUUAAGUCACAAUACAGUAUUAUCUCAAUUUUAGAAAUGUUGUGAUAUGCUGAGUAUUACAAUAAAAAAAUACUGCAAUA
Epinephelus moara (kelp grouper) is the source of this 888-nucleotide messenger RNA. Its product is annotated as hepcidin-like. Lineage: Eukaryota; Metazoa; Chordata; Actinopteri; Perciformes; Serranidae. The record is from RefSeq and is a predicted model, not a curated record. The coding region runs from base 95 to 361 and encodes 88 amino acids. The transcript is spliced from 3 exons.